Messenger RNA from Hyaena hyaena (striped hyena), 3432 nucleotides. RefSeq names its product RAS guanyl releasing protein 4 (gene RASGRP4). Gene Ontology annotation, molecular function: guanyl-nucleotide exchange factor activity; calcium ion binding. NCBI's taxonomy places the organism in Eukaryota, Metazoa, Chordata, Mammalia, Carnivora, Hyaenidae. Gene Ontology annotation, biological process: positive regulation of GTPase activity; Ras protein signal transduction. The transcript is spliced from 17 exons. The coding region runs from base 118 to 2127 and encodes 669 amino acids. Gene Ontology annotation, cellular component: plasma membrane. The record is from RefSeq and is a predicted model, not a curated record.
UCCUUCCCAAGCACCAGAGGAGGCCUCAGCUCCCAAGGGGCUACGAAGUUGGAGCACUGGGGAGGGGGAAGAACUGAGCCAGACUUUGGCAAGAUCCCCUCCCCCGCACCAGGAAGCAUGAACAGGAAAGACAGCAAGAGGAAGUCCCACCAGGAAUGCCCAGCAAAAACAGGGGGGCGGGGCCGGCCCCGACAGGCCCGGCGCCACAAGACAUGCCCCAGCCCCCGGGAAAUCAGCAAGGUCAUGGCUUCCAUGGCUCUGGGCAUGCUGAAUGAGGGCGGCUGCAGCGAAGAUGAGCUGCUGGAGAAAUGCAUUCAGUCCUUCGACUCAGCUGGCAGCCUGCGCCGCGGGGACCACAUUCUCAACAUGGCACUGGCCAUGCACAGCUGGGUGCUGCCCUCUGCCCACCUCGCCACCCGUCUGCUGACCUUGUACCAGGAGGCCACAGGGAACACACAGGAGCUGAAGCGGCUGCAGAUCUGUCACCUGGUCAGGUACUGGCUGACCCAACACCCUGAGACAGUGCAUCAAGAGCCUCAGUUAGAAGAGGUUAUAGGUCGCUUCUGGGCCACCGUGGAGCAGGAGGGCAACUCUGCCCAGAGGAGCCUGGGAGACUCCUCCAGCCUCCUGAGCCCCGGUGGCCCAGGCCCCCCGCCCCCUCUGAGCAGCCCAGGCCUCGGCAAAAAGCGCAAAGUGUCCUUGCUCUUCGACCACCUGGAGACGGGGGAGCUGGCUCAGCACCUCACUUACCUGGAGUUCCGGUCCUUCCAGGCCAUCACGCCCCAGGAUCUGCGGGGCUACGUUUUGCAGGGCUCUGUGCGGGGCUGCCCGGCCCUGGAAGGAUCCGUAGGUCUCAGCAACAGCGUGUCCCGCUGGGUGCAGGUCAUGGUGCUGAGCCGUCCGGGACCCGCACAGCGCGCGCAGGUGCUGGACAAGUUCAUCCACGUGGCACAGAGGCUCCGCCAGCUACAGAAUUUCAACACACUGAUGGCGGUCACGGGGGGCCUGUGUCACAGUGCCAUCUCCAGACUCAAGGACUCCCAUGCUCACCUGAGCCCUGACAGCACCAAGGCCCUGCUGGAGCUGUCUGAGCUCCUUGCUGCCCACAACAACUAUGCCCGUUACCGCCGCACCUGGGCCGAGUGCACAGGCUUCCGGCUGCCUGUACUGGGCGUGCACCUCAAAGACCUGGUGUCCCUGCAUGAGGCCCAGCCCGACAGGUUCCCAGACGGCCGCCUGCACCUACCCAAACUCAACAGCCUCUACCUGCGGCUGCAGGAGCUGGCAGCCCUACAGAGGCAGCACCCGCCCUGCACCGCCAACGAGGACCUGCUGCAUCUGCUCACGCUUUCCCUGGAUCUCUUCUACACGGAGGAUGAGAUCUAUGAGCUUUCUUACGCCCGGGAGCCCCGCUGCCCCAAGAGUCUGCCACCCUCCCCUUUCAAAGCGCCCCUGGUGGUGGAGUGGGCCCCUGGCGUGACACCCAAGCCUGACAGGGUCACCCUGGGUCAGCAUGUGGAGCAGCUGGUGGAGUCUGUGUUCAAGAAUUAUGACCCUGAAGGCCGAGGAACCAUCUCUCAGGAGGACUUUGAGCGAUUCUCAGGCAACUUCCCCUUCGCCUGCCAUGGACUUCACCCACCGCCCUGCCGGGGGAACAGCUCCUUCACCCGAGAAGAGCUGACGGCGUACCUCCUCCGGGCCAGCGCCAUCUGCUCCAAGCUGGGCCUGGCCUUCCUGCACAGCUUCCGUGAAGUCACCUUCCGCAAGCCCACCUUCUGUGACAGCUGCAGCGGCUUCCUCUGGGGAGUCACCAAGCAAGGCUACCGCUGUCAGGACUGUGGGCUGUGCUGCCACAAACACUGCAGAGACCGUGUGAAGGUGGAGUGUAAGAAGAGGCCAGGGGCCAAGGGCGAUGUGAGCCCCCCCGGAGCCCCCGGCCCACCCACACCAGCUCCCCAUGCCAGCUGUGGCACUGAGGACAACCUCUCCUACACACUAUCCCUGGAGCCGGAGACCAAGUACCACCUCUGCCAUGCUUGGACUCAGACAGAGCCCCCACACCCUUCCUGGGAACCGGAGACGGUGCCCCUCGAACGAGGGCCUCGCCCACCCAGUCCUCCAAGCUGAAUUCCCAGGCCCCACUUGGCUCUGACCUCUCUCACCUCCCCCACAGCCAGUCCCAAGUCCUCUUAGUCGGCCUCCUCCGGCAGGACUGCCAAAGGCCUCGCCUCCUUUGCAUCCACACCACCUUCGGCGAAGAGUUCGUCAUCUCUUACUCCGAAAGUUGUUUUCUUCUCUUGCGGCAGAGUGCCUACAGCAUGGACUCUAGUUUCCUGCCCUUAGUGUCUGUGCGGCUUCAUGGUGGAUAUGUUUAGACUUAAGUGUCAUCUCACCGAGUCCUUACAUCUCCAUUUUACAGAUGGGGAAACUGAGGCCCAGGGAGGUUAAGCUGCCCUCCACGGUGGCAGAGCUCCUAAGUGUUGGAGGCAGGACUCAAACACUGGUCUUCUGUCUGCCUCCAAAACGGAAGCUCCUUACCGAUAUGCUACGCUGACAGCACGGGUCAGGAUGGGAGGUGACAGGCUGGGCAGAGUUCCUAACUCUGGGGCUCCAGAGACAGGAGAGAAGCUACCAUAGAUAUGCGACAGGAGCCUGUGAACACCUGAGUCCCUCCCCUGCUCAGAGCCCUUCCAUGCCUCCGUCUCACUCAGGGGGAAAGCCUGAGUCCUCACUGUGGCCAACCUCCCACAAUCUGCUUCCAUCACCUCUCUGACCUCACCGACCACCACUCAACCCCUUACUCACCCUGCUUCAGCUACACUGAACCCUAGGGUCCCUGAACGUGCCAAAAAUACUCCUACCUCAGGGCCUUUGCACUGGCCGUUCCUUCUGCCUAGAAUGCUCUUCCAGAGGCCCACAUGGGGGCUCCCUCUUUGGGACUUAGCUCGAACGCCACCUUCUCAGUGAGGGCCCCUCUGACCAUACUCGAAGUUGCAAUCCACCCCCAGUCCUGCUCAUGCCUUCCUGCUUUGUUUUUUCCCAAAGUCCUUUACCCUUCUGACAAACGAUACGUUUUUGCCUGUUUGUCUUGUUGAAUGUCUGCUCCUCUUUGCCAGAAAUGACAACUCUGGGACAGCAGGGCUUUUUAUAAUCUGUACUUUUCGCUGCUGUAUUCCUGGUGCCUAGAACGGGGCUGGCACAUGGUGGGCACCUCAGAACUGUUUGUCCAAUGCCCGCACGUCUCCUUCCCCAUGCCCGCAGGAAGGGAACGAUGUGCUGCGAAAGACCAAAGGACUAUGAGGGUCAGAGCAACGGGGCCUGUUGAGACCCAAUGGACACAGACACCCCUACCCCUUCUCAAACCUGAGCACUCCCGGCCCACCCCACAGAGACAGGCCUGACAGCUGUCAUAAAUUAAAUUUAUUUUCCAGA